Messenger RNA from Hypomesus transpacificus, 563 nucleotides. Its product is annotated as mediator of RNA polymerase II transcription subunit 9-like. The coding region runs from base 18 to 320 and encodes 100 amino acids. Gene Ontology annotation, cellular component: mediator complex. The record is from RefSeq and is a predicted model, not a curated record. Lineage: Eukaryota; Metazoa; Chordata; Actinopteri; Osmeriformes; Osmeridae. Gene Ontology annotation, molecular function: transcription coregulator activity. Gene Ontology annotation, biological process: regulation of transcription by RNA polymerase II. The transcript has 2 exons.
UGCUACGUACAGCGACAAUGAUGGCGGUGGCUCAGACAAAGAGAGAGAAAGAUAACGAAGAUUGUUCUGUAUUGCCUAUAGUCCAUGCAAUUAUAAAAUGCAUGGAUAAAGAUAGCCAGGAUGUGCAUCAAGAACUGGCCAAACUAAAAGCAAAGAUCCAGGAGGCGCGCGAGGAAAUCUCAACCAUGCACGGAAUUGAAACAAGUCCAGCAGAGCAGCAACAGCAGCUGGGCAAACUGAGGGAGCAGGUUCAUACCAAGAACCAGUUAUUACAGAAGUACAAGAGCCUAUGUAUGUUUGACGUACCCAAAGCGUCGUGACUUACAAGACUUGCAUUAAGACGCUCAUGGACAAGCAGGGUGGAGCAGUGUGGAUCGCCAGUUGUCUACGAAGACUGGUUUAGAUGAAUGACUCAAAACGGGACAACGAUUCCUGAAGAUAACACACAACUAAAUUAUGUGCAAUGGGUUUAUUAAUGGGCAAUAUUUUCUUUGCACCACCAAUGUUUUUUUUUUACGAUGUUAUUUUAUACGUUUUGUCUAUACAAUAAACGAAUAUGUCCA